Trichoderma harzianum CBS 226.95 is the source of this 468-nucleotide messenger RNA. RefSeq lists its product as hypothetical. The coding region runs from base 1 to 468 and encodes 155 amino acids. NCBI's taxonomy places the organism in Eukaryota, Fungi, Ascomycota, Sordariomycetes, Hypocreales, Hypocreaceae. The transcript has a single exon. The record is from RefSeq and is a predicted model, not a curated record.
AUGAAAGACGAUAUCAAGUAUCAGCUCUCACAAGAAGAGCUUGAUAUUCUCGCCCUCCCCCAUUAUGCGUUCAUAUAUCAUGAAAUGCGCGUUAGUUGCGAGGAAUUUCGUGAGUUUAUCCAGGACUUCCGAAAGGACAUGCAGACAUUCCCUGAGAGGGUUCGCAGUAAGCUCGAGAUACUUCGUGAUGAGAUCAAGGAGUUCCGUCGGGCGAUCGGGCCAUACCGUAUGGAUCUCUACGAUGUCGGCCAGCAAGUUAUUGGUGAUCUCCAGCCAUACCGUGUUGCGAUCUUAAAGGAGUGCAAGACAAUCUUUGGGGAGAUACAGAUGCUCCGUAAGGACUACCCCGAGGAGUGCCAGGAAAUCCUUUGUUGGCAUAUCCAGGAAUUACAUGACGAUGUCAAGGGAUUACAUAAAGAUGUCCAGGCAUUUCGCAACCCUGACCCCAAGAGAGAAAACCUUGAGUAA